Hemibagrus wyckioides is the source of this 812-nucleotide messenger RNA. RefSeq names its product ATP synthase peripheral stalk subunit OSCP (gene atp5po). NCBI's taxonomy places the organism in Eukaryota, Metazoa, Chordata, Actinopteri, Siluriformes, Bagridae. The transcript has 7 exons. Gene Ontology annotation, biological process: proton motive force-driven mitochondrial ATP synthesis. The coding region runs from base 61 to 690 and encodes 209 amino acids. The record is from RefSeq and is a predicted model, not a curated record. Gene Ontology annotation, molecular function: proton-transporting ATP synthase activity, rotational mechanism.
AUUUUGCGAGUUACUUUGGCGCAUGCGCAGCUGCUUUGACCUACACAGUCGCAGGAGAAAAUGGCAGCGCUUGGUCUGGGGCUGCAGGUGCGUCAGUUGAGCACGUCGGUUGCCCGACCGGCAGCAAAGCUGAUUAAGCCCCCCAUUCAGGUGUAUGGAGUGGAGGGCCGUUAUGCCACCGCUCUGUAUUCUGCAGCCAGCAAGCAGAAGAAUCUGGAAAAGGUGGAGCAAGAGCUGGGUCGUGUGUCUAGUCUGAUUAAGGAUCCUAAGCUGUCCAGUAUUGUGUUGAAUCCACACGUCAAACGCAGCAUUAAACAGAAGACUGUCAAUGAUGCUUUGAACAAGGCCAAGCUCUCUCCAAUCACAAUCAACUUCAUCAACGUGCUGGCUGAUAAUGGCCGUCUGUCCCUAACCUCAGAUGUCAUUACUGCUUUUGGCAAAAUGAUGAGCGCUCACAGAGGAGAGGUUACCUGCUCAGUCACCACUGCUCAGCCCCUGGAUGAGGCUAACCUUGCUGAGUUGAAGGUAGCGCUCAAUGGGUUCUUGGCAAAGGGAGAGACUAUCAAGCUUGAGACCAAGUGUGAUCCUUCCAUCCUCGGAGGUAUGGUCGUCAGUAUCGGUGAUAAAUAUGUGGACAUGUCCACCAAGUCAAAGAUCCAGAAGCUCACCAAGCUGAUCAGGGAGACUUAAGUCCUGUGGACUGACCAGAACCAGUCAGAUGUAGAUUGAGGGGGUGGAGCUCCUGCCCCACUUUACAUAUGAUUGAACUAUUGUGUCCUCUUGUAUUGGUAAUAAAUAAUCUGUAACAUUUA